GCGCCCCCCUCUUCUCUGAACGCUCUGUGGGUAUGUGUGUGUUUGAGGCUGCGUAGGGGGGGUCCGCCUGAUGUCAUUUGGCAGAAGGGGAGGCUGAGCUAGUGGUGGGCACACACGGCUGGGAAGCACAACAAUAACGCCACCGUUUCGCCGCUCACGCUGGGGGCCAUUUAAAUUCACAGUCGGAGGGAAACACGCAGCGUUUGUUGUUUUUCUUCUUUUUUUUUUUAAAAAAGCGUUUCGCAGAAGUCCGGAGCGGGAGAAAAGAGGAGGGCAGCUGGCUGGCUAAUGGGCUGAGAGUACCAGAUGCUAUUCCAGCGGAGAAGGAGAACCGACUCUCUUCAGCGAGACGGGGUGAUGGGCUCCCCCUUUCCCGACGGCUAACCAAACGAACCGACGCCGAAAAGAACGCGGGUUAUCUCGGAGCACCCGGCUCCGCGUCGCCUGGACCUCGCUAGGCGUGACGUUGCGUGUGAAAAUGCCGUCGAGCUGCCCCAGGGCCGCAGCUCGGCUCGUCGAGCCCGAAUCCGGGGAGUAGCUAGCUAGCUGCCCUGCUAGCCGCAGCUGUACCCGAUGCUGCUGCCGCCGCAGCGGCUGCUCCUACGCGGAUCCGUACCGACAGCGCCAAGCAGCCCGGGCCCCCCUCCCUCCCCACCCCAGCGCAGAGCGAGCCUUUGUUCGACCCCCACCGGACCGCAGCGGGGCUUUUGAGAUGUGAUGCUUUUGUGCGUCACGCCGGAGCCGUUUGUAGCUGGAGGCUCGCGCUUGCUGAACGCGGAGGGGCUAAGGUUGCUGCAGAAUGCACGGCAGAGCCGCCGCGGCGGGCUCCUGUUGAAGGGGGCGAGGUUGGACAGAUAACAGCCCCCACCCCGAGUCUCCCUGAGCGGCCGGGCGGGGGGUCACGUUUGGUCAGCCGCCACCACCACCGCACCCCCCCCCCCUCCUCUUCUUCUUGGCCAGGCGACAUGGAUAAACUGACGAUCAUUUCAGGGUGCCUGUUCCUGGCUGCAGACAUCUUUGCAAUAGCCAGCAUUGCGAACCCGGACUGGAUCAACACUGGCGAAUCCACAGGUGCCCUCACAGUCGGUCUUGUCCGGCAGUGUCAGACCAUCCACGGACGAGAGCGGACCUGCAUCCCGCCGCGGCUGCCCCCUGAGUGGGUCACCACGCUCUUCUUCAUCAUCAUGGGCAUCAUAUCCCUCACGGUCACCUGCGGACUGCUAGUUGCGUCGCAUUGGCGUCGAGAAGCCACCAAGUAUGCCCGCUGGAUCGCCUUCACUGGCAUGAUCCUGUUCUGCAUGGCAGCGCUCAUCUUCCCCAUAGGCUUCUACAUCAACGAGGUCGGGGGUCAGCCAUACAAGCUGCCCAACAACACGGUGGUGGGCUCCUCGUACGUGCUCUUCGUCCUCUCCAUCUUCUUCACCAUAGUGGGACUGCUGUUUGCAGGGAAAGUUUGCCUGCCAGGCUGAGGACCCUCCCCUCCCCCCUCUUCCACGCUGGCCUCAGGACUAACCCUGGAGGCUCUGAAAGUAUUAUGGGAUUUCCAAAACUACAGACUGAGAAAUAGAAAAACGACAAACUUUUGCCCUCUUAGCCCGGAACGGGGGAGGACGACGCUUACGUUUCACGGGACUGCAGCACCGACGGAGGACUACUUUUAAGAUGAAUAAAUGAACAAAACACUAAAAGGGGACAUGAGCACAAACAGGGUGGAGGCUGUCGCAGUUCCCUGCAGUUUGCUGCUGAUUUCAGAUACAGCCGUUUCUCUCUCUCUCUCUCUCUCUCUCUGUUGUUCUGAUAGAAAGGGUGCUCAAUGUGCCGCUGUCAUGGCAGCCGCAGCAACAACGAUGGCACACAUCUCUUAAGGACCACUACAACCACUCCUCGACUUGAUUUCCAUCCCUCCCGUCCGCACACAUCUGCUUCGUCACGGCCGCUCCUGUUGCUAUUUAUAGCUUCUCUUUGCCGUUUUCAGUUUUUUUUUUUUUCCUGUACAAUUUGUUCUUAUUUUACACUUCCAGGUCCCACCACCUCUCUUCGCUGAGGUAGCGUCCGUGUUGUCGAGGUUCACUGAACUGAAUCCUUUAAACAGCAUUAAGCGUCUUCGUCUGCCGUACUGCACGGCCCCAGAUGUGCAGCCGAGGAGAGCAGCUGUUUCGGGCCUGCUGUGGAUGAGACGUAGAUGCAGGUGUGCUUCCUCUUCACCUUUAUCCAGGCUUGUAAGGACCUCCCUGGGUACCAGAACAGGAGGUCGAGCUACAUAAAGGAGAAUGCCACUCAGUCCAAGACCGUGCAUAACGUCAUUUCUGCUUACAGCAAAGUAUUAGUUCAGACAUCCCACUUUAACCUGUCACACUCACGCAAACUCAUCUGAUAUUUAUAGCAACAUUUGCAUUCAAACAGCAAAUUUCCCUGAGGUUGUAGAUGGUUGCAGCGGUGAGAUGGACCCCUGUAAUCUUGGCCGUACUGGGAAAAUUAUGGAAACGACACGUAAUGGCUGAUAAAUGGUGGUAUUCUCCUUUUAAUCUUUAACAAUGGGGGGAAAAAAAGAGCCUGGGGAGUUUUUAUUUUUACUUUUUCUUGUUUUGUACAACAGUGAAGGCGCUGGGACUGCAGGUCAGGUCCAUGCAUGGCACUGUGCCUCGUAGUGCUGCUCGAGAGGUCUGUGAACGCCGCUCACACAAACACACACCCUGAAACCCAGUUACCAUCAGACCCAAAAAGUGUCCUCAGACUUACUAAAAAAACUAUCUGACUUGAUCCUUUUGUUGGAUUUUACUUGUUCUUAGUAAUCGGAUUGUAAAUAGGAAAUGCAGACCGUGCUUAGCCAGCAGUGUUCAGACAAGAUAAGCUUUUACACAAAAAAGAAACAGCGCAAAGUAUUAAACGAUAUUAAUCAACAUUAGUAUUUGAUUCUGAAGCAAACAUUUACGUAUUUACAUUAAAAUUCAGUUUCAUUGCCGGGCUUCCCACUAGCUUUAUUUUUAAUGAAGUAACUGGAUCUUAUUCUUAUAAUAUCUUGCUUUAGUUGUGGUCUUCCAUGUGAAUAUUCUUCGGCAAAAUUUCUCAGUAUUUUAAUAAAAGCGGACUGUCACUGUUAAACAAAGGCAAGGCGGCGCAGAUUUAUUUGUAUAACACGUUUCAGUACAAGGACAAUGCAAAGUGAUUUACAUGAUUAAAAUAGGAAAAUGAAAACAGAAUAAAAGC
Fundulus heteroclitus (mummichog) is the source of this 3207-nucleotide messenger RNA. It is a transcript of the gene mosmoa, whose product is annotated as modulator of smoothened a. The transcript has 3 exons. Lineage: Eukaryota; Metazoa; Chordata; Actinopteri; Cyprinodontiformes; Fundulidae. Gene Ontology annotation, cellular component: Golgi apparatus; ciliary membrane. Bases 966 to 1469 code for a protein of 167 amino acids. Gene Ontology annotation, biological process: negative regulation of smoothened signaling pathway. The record is from RefSeq and is a predicted model, not a curated record.